Closterium sp. Naga37s-1 is the source of this 1548-nucleotide messenger RNA. The record is from the annotation of a GenBank genome assembly. Lineage: Eukaryota; Viridiplantae; Streptophyta; Zygnematophyceae; Desmidiales; Closteriaceae.
AUGGAAUCAGAGCAGGUCGACCCUCACGGGUCGAUCCUGUGGAUGGGCCCACCCAAUACUUCCGCUGCUGCUACUCUAUCUAUCGCGCGCCUCGGGCGCGCACUGCCUGCCUGCCUGCCGCGCGCCCAUGGCGCGCGGCCAUUUUUCUUCCCGCCGCGCGCUCGAGGCGCGCGGCGGUUUUCUGACCGUCGUGCCGCCCUGUGGGCCGCGCGACGCCCUACUCUGCCCGUCGUGCGCCCCGUGGCGCGCGACGGUGCCCUGCCCGUCGCGCGCCUCGGGGCGCACGGCGGUUUCGUCGCCCCGGGGGGCUCGUGCGCGGCCCCCUCGUCGCCCGUCGUGGCGCCAUUGGGGGCCCGCGCGGCCCCCCCUUCCGUCGCCGGAGUGGCGCCCUUGGGGGCCCGCGCGGGCGACAGAAGGGGGCCACGCGUCGGCCCCUCCCGUCUUCGUCGCGGCCCUGCCCGGCCCUGCUUUGCCCGGCCCUCGGGUUUCAUGGACGGGCUGGCGAGCAAGGGCGGCGCAAUAAUGGACCGCCUUAAGGCGCACGCCGCCCGACUACUCCCCGCGCACCACCUCCCCUCCCCGUCCCCCUCUCCUUCUUUGUCGCUCGCCCGCUUGCCCCUCGCCUCGCUCUCCCUCCCCCUCGCCCCGCCCCCGCACAACGACUCUCCUGCUCCGCCGUCCCCGCAGCAGUGGCGCCCGCCGCACCUCCGCGGAAUGGCACACAGACGCCGCGGCGGCGGGCCCCCAGGCAACACCCCCCCCGCGCGGACAGUAGACAGCCGCGGAACCGCACCCGGCGGAACCGUCGGCGGCGGCGGAGGCAGGGGAAAGCCCGAAGAGGAGCGUGUGCUGAUCAGCGAGAUCGUGAUUCGCGACAAGGAUGGCGGCGAGGUGGAGGAUGAGGAGCUGCCGCGCGUGGUGGUGGGCGCGCUCAAGGUGUCCAAGGCCAACGCGGCGCUCACCAAGCGCGAGGUGCAGGAGGACGUGCACCGCAUCAUUGAUACCGGGAAGGCCCCCGCGGGCCUCCGAGUCGCCUCCCCGUCGCGUCCCUUCCUCGUCGCCUCCCCGUCGCGUCCCUUCCUCGUCGCCUCCCCGUCGCGUCCCUUCCCCGUCGCCUCCCCGUCGCCUCCCCGUCGCAUUCCCUCUCUGCCGCCUCCCCGUGGCGUCCCCUCUUCGUCGCCUCCCAUUCCCCUACCCGUCGCGUCCCCUCCCCGCCGCCUCCCCUUCCCCUACCCGUCACGUCCCCUCCCCGCCGCCUCCCCUUCCCCUACCCGUCGCGUCCCCUCCCUGCCGCCCUCCAAUCCGCCAGCUUCGUACGCCAGCCCCGGCGCGCCCCCGUUCGCCAGCCCCGUUGCGUCCCCGUCCGCCAGCCCCGUCCGCCAGCCCCGUCGUGUCCCCUCCCUGUACGACCUACAGUCCGCCUGCUUCGGCUGCUACCAGCCCUCCAGGACUGCCCAGGACUGUCUUGAACCGCCCAGGACCGUCCAGGACCGCCCAGAACCGUCCAGAACCGCACUGGACCGCCCAGGACCGCCUAGAAUCGCCUAG